GAUUAUUUAAUGGAAAUACAAAAGAAUCCUGUGAAAUCGAAAUUUUGCAAAUUAAGACUGCUGUGCCGGACAUUGGCUGGUAAUAAUGUCUAUUAUCUGACUGUAACAACACCGGCGGUAUCAGAGGAAUUAAUGAAGCGUAAAAAAUCCAUUGUUAUUUCGGCACGUGUUCAUCCAAGCGAAACACCAUCAUCGUGGAUGAUGAAGGGUCUGAUGGAUUUCAUAACGGGCGAUUCAACGGUGGCCAAACGCCUGCGGCAUAAAUUCAUCUUUAAAUUGAUACCGAUGCUAAAUCCGGAUGGUGUCAUUGUGGGCAACUCCCGUAACUCACUAACGGGCAAAGAUCUCAAUCGUCAAUAUCGUACGGUAAUACGUGAGACCUAUCCAUCGAUAUGGUAUACAAAAGCUUUAAUUAAAAGACUGAUUGAUGAAUGUGGUGUUUCCAUGUACUGUGAUAUGCACGCACACUCUCGCCGCCACAACAUUUUCAUUUAUGGCUGUGAGAAUAAACGCAACCCGGAAAAGAAACUUACCGAACAAGUUUUUCCACUUAUGUUGCACAAAAAUGUAGCAGAUAAGUUUUCAUUCGAAAAUUGUAAAUUUAAAAUUCAACGCAGCAAAGAGGGCACUGGCCGCAUUGUGGUCUGGAUGCUGGGCAUCACGAAUAGCUAUACGAUUGAAGCCUCAUUUGGUGGCUCGCUGUUGGGAUCACGCAAGGGCACACAUUUUACAACACAGGAUUACGAACAUAUGGGCCGGGCAUUUUGUGAAACGCUGCUGGACUAUUGCGAUGACAAUCCGAAUAAAGAAAGUUUAAGACUGAAAAUCAUAGAACGUUUACUGAAGGAGGGGUCGAGUGCUGAAGAACCGAUAAAUAUACCCCUGUCCGAUUAUUCAAGUGAUGAGGGCAGCAGUUCUAGUUCAGAUAAUGAAGGUAAAGGACCAUCAUCGUUAAAGGAUUUCUCCGACUUAGAGGGCCCGUGUUGUCAUCCACUGAAGGCUCCGCCUUGUUCGCCUGAAUUGGAUAUGGAAAUAAGGAAGCCCCACAAAGUAAAAAUGCGUUGCAAAUCGUUACAUCGAAGGAAAAAAGAAGAACGUCUACUAUUGGAUUUACCCACCACCGACCCAGGUUCUGAUUUAGUAUUUUCAACAGAUGAUGAAUAUAUUAUGGAUGCCGCCGCCACCACUGGUGGGGUGCAAUAUUAUAGUACAUUACCCCGUCACAUAAGACGUGGUCUAAUGCAAAGUGAACUACAACGACGUUACAUUGAAGAAAUUGGAGAUGGUCUGAGAAAUAUGCCACCUGAGUUGAUUAUAACUUCGCCAUCAAAUAAAACCAAACAUCCACCAAUAAAGAUACUAUUAAAACCCGCAAGCAGUACCCACAAAAAAUAUUCUGCAGCACCACCAAAAUCUGCGGAACUUCCAAUGAUUGGUGAACCGGCAAGACGUACCAGUUCAUGGCAUAAUCUGAAUACUGCCCCACAAACACCCAUUACACCGCAAUGGUAUUCAAUGAAUGUGACACGACGACAACAAUCACCGGCGGCGGUGCACUCGCCGAAACCGGUCUUUAAAACGAAAUCAAUGGCCAAAAAGGAACCCUUGAGUAAGGAGGACUUGGAAAUAAAAUUAUCUUUGAAAAAGAAAAUAUGGACAGGCAUCCAACCCGAAGAUGGUCCCUAUGGUGUAGAUCGCAGCAGACCUUUGACUUGGGUGCCACCGCCUCCGCUUAAAACGCCAACUAAAAAAUCUGUGGAUCACAAACGUGCGGAGUGUGCGAAGAAUGUUGUACGCUUGGAAAAUGAAGCAUUUUUGACAGCCUGCAGUCAAAAACUCCUAGAAUGGCAGAGUAUAAAUUCCAAUGAGGAGGCAACACCGCGUGAUAAAAACAGCAAAACCCCUUUGACACUGAUGAUGCCCGAACUAAAUACUGAGGAUCAUACAAUGCGGAUAUUUAAGCACUUGGCCAAUAUGAAAAAGUCAACGAAGCCGAAAAGUGAUAGUGAGACUAAAACCAAACAGAAAAGAAAUCUAAUAACAAAAGUAACCGAGACAACAACAUUUCUAACCAAAAUUAGUAAAAGCAGCAAAUCAAGAAGUAAUUUGGCGGUGGGGACAUAUCGCAAUACGAUGAAUAAACAAAUCAACACUAAUGGAGGAACGGGAGCUACAAAUGUUACCGGACAAUACAAACCUCACCAUUUACGCCAUCCGAGUAAAUUCAAAACUGGUGGCAUAGUUGCCACAGCGGUUCAAACUACAAAUACCAAAAAUAAGACUAAAAAAUCCAAAUCCCAUAAAAUGCACAAUUUACCAAAUGUUGAUGGAGGAGGAGCUGGAUCAUUAAAAACAAAUCCAACAGCAGAUGUUCGACCAUCAACCAGUAGCGGAGGUGCAAUAGUAUUAGCUUCUACCACAGCCACAACCAUAGUUCGUAAGGUCAAGACGAAGUUAAAAAAGAAGAAGUCAUCAGGAACAACAAAUACUAGUACACAUAACACCGCCACCAAUACAAAUAGUUCCUCCAAUGCCAUUAAGGAUGGUAUUGUAACAUAUAUUUCAACAAAGGCUUCUGUAACGGCAGGUAGUUGCUCGUCAUAA
Messenger RNA from Musca vetustissima, 2604 nucleotides. RefSeq names its product cytosolic carboxypeptidase 2-like. The record is from RefSeq and is a predicted model, not a curated record. The annotation marks the transcript as partial. Gene Ontology annotation, molecular function: zinc ion binding; metallocarboxypeptidase activity. Gene Ontology annotation, biological process: proteolysis. The transcript is spliced from 11 exons. Lineage: Eukaryota; Metazoa; Arthropoda; Insecta; Diptera; Muscidae.